AAAUGAAGAGUCUAACAAUUGCGGUAUUCGCGGUUUUGUUGGUGGUGGCUGCCUCUAAGCCACAACGUGAUUUCCUAAACUGGGAAAGGAUUCGCCAAGCUGCUGUGGCCAAUCGUGGAUAUGGAUACGUUUCUGGUAAUACAAUUGCCCACUGGAGACAAAGUGCACCCAUACUAGCGGAGACUACUGCCGCUCCGGAAGAGUCGACUACCGGAGCUUCUGAAGAAACUACUGAAGGUGGAGCCGAAACUACUGAAAGUACUGUAGAAACUACUGAAGGCGGAGAGGAGUCUACUACUGAAGCUGUCGGUGAAACAACUGAAGGCGCAGAGGAGUCUACUACUGAAGCAGCCGGUGAAACAACUGAAGGCGCAGAGGAGUCUACUACUGAAGCAGCCGGUGAAACAACUGAAGCUGCCGAAGAGACUACUGAAAAUGCCGGUGAAACUACUGAAGCUGGCGAAGAGACCACAGAGGGAUCCGGAGAGACUACUGAAGAAGCUGGCGAAUCUACUGAAAGCUCUGUAGAUACUACUGAAGCAACCGAUGAGUCAUCAGCUCAGCCCGAUGAGUCUACCACUGCCGAAAUUGAGGAGUCCUCAAGCCAAGCACCAGCUGAAUCUACUAGUGAAGUACCUGAGGUAUCCAGCUCUUCGGCAAGCUCUGAAGAAUCUAGGGAAUCCAACGAAUCUGAGGAAUCCAAGGAAUCUAACGAAACUCGGGAAUCCAAGGAAUCUAACGAAACCCGGGAAUCUAAGGAAACCAAAGAGUCGAAGGAAACCAAAGAAUCUAGUGAAGGAUCCAAAAAUUCAUCGAAUUCCGAUUCUGAUGACUCAUCAUCUGACUCCAAAGACGACUAAUUGAAUGGAUCUGUAAUCUUUUAAAAAUCUUCUUAUUUCAAUGAAUUUCACUGUAAUUGCUAAUAAUUAUACUAUUUCAAAUAAGCAAAUGUA
Messenger RNA from Scaptodrosophila lebanonensis, 953 nucleotides. Its product is annotated as dentin sialophosphoprotein. The coding region runs from base 3 to 860 and encodes 285 amino acids. The record is from RefSeq and is a predicted model, not a curated record. NCBI's taxonomy places the organism in Eukaryota, Metazoa, Arthropoda, Insecta, Diptera, Drosophilidae. The transcript has a single exon.